GAAGAGAAGUGCAAGGAAAUGCGUUGUUUGGCCAUCUCAGACUAGACCUAUCAUGAUGUAGAUGCUCAUACUCUCUUCCAGUUUUCAAAACUCGAGAAAACAGGGCAAGGUUCCAUCUUGGAAGCACUAUAUGUAACUAUAUGGUCCAACGCAAUAAGGAAAACCCCCUAACAUUGCUGGUCUAUGACUCGACAAUAACCAUCAACUUCGAGAAAGCCCCGCGUCAAGACUCAAAAGUAUUCACGCCGAGAGUUAAGGGGAUGCACGAAGAGCGCGGGAUCAACUAUACACAGGAAGCUAGCAUUUAUAGCGAUAGGUUGGAUUUUAAGAGGGCGAAGGAGUUGAAUGAGCAAUGCCUGCUGCUCGGGUUCAAGUGUACGUCGUCAGCUUAUUUCUGGUUGCGUUUCGUGGUCUAAUCGCACGUGCAUGUUCGUUUGGUAUUGGGACUUGGCUGACGAACGAGGGCGAUGGGUAUGAGGAAUAAAGCAAGUCGUUGAAAACAUG
This is a messenger RNA of Suillus subaureus, 504 nucleotides long. RefSeq lists its product as uncharacterized. The record is from RefSeq and is a predicted model, not a curated record. The transcript has a single exon. NCBI's taxonomy places the organism in Eukaryota, Fungi, Basidiomycota, Agaricomycetes, Boletales, Suillaceae. Bases 141 to 416 code for a protein of 91 amino acids.